GCCAAACCUUGCAGUGCACAGGUUAGAUCAACUGAAUUUGCACGUCUUUUGGUCAGACAUAAGACAAAAGGAAUUGCUCUUUUAAUCUGACAACGUGUAAUUUUAUACUUACAGUACAUCAUGAUUUGCAUAGCACACUAAGUUCAGGCAGGGUUCAGAAGUGUUUCAUAACAGGAGCCAUUGAGAAGACAGUAUGUCCGGAUCUCAGCGUAGUGGGGUACGUACUCCCUUUCAGGACCUGACAAACAACGACAGUUCAGGUCAAAAAACAGAUCCAAAAGAACUAAAGAGACAGAGGGAAAGGGAGAGGUAUGCACUAAACAGGGAUGCAAUAUUGAAAAAAAGAAAGGAGGCAAGGGAUCGUAAGAAAGCUAUGCCCGCUAUUUUAAAUGGAACCAACACUCCAUCUAAGCCACCCGUGGCCAUGUCGCCUGGUUUUGACACUGUGGGGAUGCCCAGUGCGCAGUCUGCUAUCACCCAGCAACGACACACACCAGUUGUGGAAGGUCAUGUGUUCUCCUACAUCCAGACAUACUACCGGCUUUUGUGUGUCAGCAACUGACUUUGGUAAUACAAUUUUGAUGCA
Molecule: messenger RNA, 586 nt
Organism: Triticum aestivum (bread wheat)
Lineage: Eukaryota; Viridiplantae; Streptophyta; Magnoliopsida; Poales; Poaceae
Exons: 3
Coding region: 194-562 (122 amino acids)
Source: RefSeq, a predicted model, not a curated record